This is a messenger RNA of Colletotrichum chrysophilum, 984 nucleotides long. RefSeq lists its product as uncharacterized. Bases 1 to 984 code for a protein of 327 amino acids. The transcript has a single exon. Lineage: Eukaryota; Fungi; Ascomycota; Sordariomycetes; Glomerellales; Glomerellaceae. The record is from RefSeq and is a predicted model, not a curated record.
AUGCGCUCUAUCGUUAAACUUGAUGAAGAGCUCGCAGCUGACCUACGCCAUAGCGAGAUCGAGGGCGCCGACAAGCAAAAGUACAUGCUUCCACAGCACACGGGCAAGGGGAAGCCCUCACCUUUUCCUCGUUAUGCAAACAAGGGUACCGGACCCAAUAAUAAGCUCACGUAUGGCCAGUUCCAGGCUCGCGUCGAAGGGCUUGAAUGGGCUAAAAUGCUGCCCGAGGACAAAGCCAAGUAUGAGCAGCUGAAAGCACCGUGGUCAGACGUCGACGGAAAGACACCGACCACUUAUCAGUGCGCUGAUCAGCUCAUGGAAAUGGGCCUGAAUAAGCAGCUGAAAGUGACUGAAUUCGACACGACGCUGGACAACAAACGGUUCUCAGCCGACUACAAGCCCAAGAGAGGAGGAAACCCGUCUUUGUACAACAAAGACGACCCCUUCAACUCGGCCUACUCGUACUUUUCGGAGCGCGUCGAGAAGCAAUUUCAAGACUUCCGCAGCAAGGACGAUCCCAAAUUCAAAGCCGUCAUAGAGAAGAACAAUAAAUUGGGCAAGGAGCUUCUUGAGAGUAUUACCACUCUCCGCGCCGAAGACAAGCUCAACCAUAUGUACAAGCAGUUGCAGGAUGGCGUGGCCGAUGAGAAGCGCAAAGGCCUCGGCAUACCCAAAGAAAAAAUCGUCGUGGAGAGCAACGCGCCUUCAAAGGUGCAAAAUGGCAAACCUUACCAAAAUAUCAACAUCGCACAAACAAUGGCCAACGCCUGGGCCGACACCAAGACACGCGAAGAACUGCAGGCUAAAGGCUUUAAAAACGCGGAUGACCUUGCAAACUGGGCCAAUGACUUGGGAAACCCCGACAAAACGCAACCUCAGGACUGGUCUGAACUAAACAAGAGCCACUUUCGAUCAGCAAAGACUUGGAACUCUGGGCUGGUGAAGUCGAAGAUGACCGUCGCAGAGUUGAGCAAGUGUGUUUGA